CUCCCAUGAUGCACUGCUUCGUGUCAACUGACAUUGUGAACUCCUGCGUUAUAUCAGAGACUAUUUAGCUUAAAAGACUUUGAUUAUAUACUGACCGUGAGCUGGCAAGGCUAGUUAAAUUAGCUCACGCGCACAAUUGUUGAAUUCCUCUCGUGCACAUCAUGAGUGGCAUGAGAACUAUUCUGUCCUCGAUGGCGCUGGUCGGGGUUGCUGGUAUCGGGUAUGGUAUGUGGGCUAUGAUUUCACCUGGAGAAGAGAGGAAAAGGGAAUUAUUAAAGAAUCUACCUGAGGCAAACCCUGUCCGUAUGGAGGAGUCCAGGAGGAGAAAUGCUCUCAUGCUCCAAGUUCUGAAGGACGCUGCAGAGACUAAUGAUAACAUUGCACGUGGAUUUGGGAGUCAGAAAUGAUGAAUGUGUAUCUUCGCAAAUAGACUUUCACAUGCCACUUGCAAUCUGUACAUGCAAUGGUGGAGAAGGAUGAAGGCGUGACUUAUUUAAAACAUGUUGUCAUUAACAGUGAAAUUAUCUGAUUAGGCAUUUGAUUUCACGAUAGUCAACAUGUCAUAAAUUGUUAUAUAAAUUACAUGGAUGGACACUGCCAUCCAUGGCAUUAUGCUCUUGUCAAAUCUGGAAAUGUGUGUAAAUAAACGUGGGAAAUCUGCAAUUUACUGCAUCGUUGUUCUAAAGCUGAAAUGUUUUUUGUUUUUAAUACGUGAUGUUAUCUAAAAAGAAUGUUAUGGGUUCAAUACAAGUUAAGCUCAAUCGAUAGUAUGUGUCACAUAAUGUUUAUAACUACAAAAAAUGAUUACUUGUUUUUGUUUGUUUGUUUUUUUUUUUUCAAGCAAAAAUCGUGAUUACAGUGAUAUACAAUUGAAGUGAAAGGGACCAGUCCAUAAACAUAAAAAUAUGCACUGUUUCAAAGGUAUAACCACAAGACCUAACUAUUAUACAGGUUAACAUGAUUUAAGAGUGAUAAAAUUGCUUGCAUGAUAGGCUAUAUCUGUGUACAGUAAUAUCCAAUCCGAGCAUCACAUUGUCAUGGCAAUAGCCAUGAUAGCCUAUUGGAUAUAAAUGUACACACAAGGUUGUUUAUGUCUUGUGGUUAUGCUUUUGAAACUGUAUUUUAAUAUCUACGGACUGGCCCAUUCACUUCCAUUUGUAAGUGUUAUAU
This is a messenger RNA of Xyrauchen texanus (razorback sucker), 1170 nucleotides long. RefSeq names its product ubiquinol-cytochrome-c reductase complex assembly factor 3. The coding region runs from base 162 to 407 and encodes 81 amino acids. The record is from RefSeq and is a predicted model, not a curated record. The transcript has 2 exons. Lineage: Eukaryota; Metazoa; Chordata; Actinopteri; Cypriniformes; Catostomidae. Gene Ontology annotation, biological process: mitochondrial respiratory chain complex III assembly.